Molecule: messenger RNA, 3705 nt
Organism: Bufo gargarizans (Asiatic toad)
Lineage: Eukaryota; Metazoa; Chordata; Amphibia; Anura; Bufonidae
Gene: MLF1
Product: myeloid leukemia factor 1
Exons: 8
Coding region: 78-866 (262 amino acids)
Biological process (GO): regulation of DNA-templated transcription
Cellular component (GO): nucleus; cytoplasm
Source: RefSeq, a predicted model, not a curated record
CGCAGCUUUCUAUUCUUGUGUCGCCGGCUGGUUCUCUCAGUUCCGAUCUGGACUCGCUGUGGGCGGCCGCUGACACGAUGUUUGGGAGCCUUCUCAGAGACUUCGAGGAAGAUCCGUUCUUCUCGGAUCCGUUCACUGCCCACCAAGAACAUGUGAGACAGAUGAUGAGAAGUUUCUCUGAUCCUUUUGGCCGGGAUCCCUUCUUCAGUAUCACAGAUGGCAGAUCUCACGGCCGGAGAGGGCAGCAAGGUUCCCAGGUGGCUCUGAGAGAAGAUCACAGGGCCUCAAGUCUGUGUCAUAUGCCCAGUGCUCCCUUUUCUAGUAUGGUCCCUGAUGGGUUUCACCCCUUUGAUAACAUGAUGGCAAACAUGAGGAACAGAAUGGUAGACAUACACAAACAGUUUGAAGGAUUAGCAGACAGACCUGACGUUCACUCAUUUAAGUCAUCCUCCGUAAUGACGUAUUCCAAGACUGGAGACGAGCCUCCUAAGAUUUUCCAUGCAACAAGUCAAACCCGUAAAGCUCCUGGUGGCAUAAAGGAAACAAAGAAAGCUGUCAAGGACUCUGAAAGCGGAGUGGAAAAGAUUGCUGUUGGACAUCACAUCAAAGAUCGCGCCCACAUUGUCAAGCAAAUGAAGAACAACAAAACAGGAGAUCAAGAAGUCAACCAGGAUUUUCUAAAUAUGGAUGAAACCGACGCCCCAUCAUUUGACUGCGAAUGGGAACGGGAGAUUUCAAAGUUCAGACCAUUUGAAAAAAAGCUCUCCCUAGAAGCUCCUAAACACCAAAGGGUCCAGUAUUCUACCAAAAUAGGAGCCCCAGAUGUGCCUAGAAGGGAGCGAUGCAUCUCCAAAAUGGUCAUCUAGAAGAUUCGUCAAAGCAUGUGACUUCAGUAAUUACAAAAACAUUUCAAGGUCAACUAGGAAACUCUUGAAGGGACAUGCAAGAUGUAACAGGGUCUCUUAAAUAAAUAAGACAUGCACAGUUGAUUGGUUCUGCAUCUUAUUUGAAAGGUCAAUCGGUACUGAUGGAGCCUGCUCUUAUGUGCCAGCUUAGUGGUGUGCAAAUGAAAACAUCUCUUCAGCACUUCUCUAUUAUGUUUGGCAACUUUUUUACUAAGAUUGCACUUUAUCAGGUUCAGUAAAGGGCAUAGAACGUUGAAGCUAUAUUUUGUUAUUGUCCUAAAUCAUAUUUUCUAUUUUAUUAAGAUGGUACAAUUGUCAUAUGCUGUAAUUAUUACUGUGCAUCAGAAGUCUAAGCUUGUCCAGUACAGAGGUCAAUGUCUUUAUUGUUCACUAACUCUUCAUAUACCCUAUGAUGUAUAUUAUUAUACUAUUAAGGUACCGGGAUUUUAAUAUUGAUGACCUUUUCUCAUCAAACCCCUUUAAAGCGCAUCUGUUUGCAGAUUUGUACCUAUGAAAGCUGAAGACACCUUUGUUGGUUUCAUGUUCAUAUGUGCCCGCAUUGCUGAGAAAAAUUACGUUUUAUUUUAUGUAAAUGAGCCUCUAGGAGCAACGGGAGCGUUGUGGUUACACCUAGAGGCUCUGCCCUCUCUGCAACUGCCGCGCCUUGUCCACUCGGAUUGACAGAGCCAGGCAGGUCUGAUAACAUUUACACUGCUUGGUCCUGUCAAUCAAAGUGGAGAUGGUGAGGCAGUUACAGAGAGGGCAGAGCCUCUAGGAGUAACAGCAAUGCCCCCAUUGCCCUAAAGGCUCAACAUGGGAACAUGAGACCAACACAGAUGCCUUCAGCUGCCAAGUGCACAUGUAACAGGUCAGCCAGUGUCAUAGGUACACAUCUGCUGAGAGAUACCCUUUAAUAUAUUAACCUACUGCAUUGAAGGCUUGUUACAGGGCCGGCUUUACCUCUAGUGACUUUCACAUUGGCCAUAAAAUGGCAAAUCUUUGUGAAAAUCUCUAUUCAUUAAAAAUGGGUUCAUGCAUUAUCUAUCCUAUGUCGUUUUUAGAUCUGCUUAUCUUUACUACUACUGUCAUACAGCAUAAUGUAAAACAAAGACCUUCAGAAACUCAGAUAAGGCUCUAUCCACAUCUAAUUUGUUGGGCUAUUUCAGAGGUAUACAUUGUAAAUAUUCCCGUAUACAUCCAAUGGAAACCUCCAGUGUAUACCACUGUAUUCUUAUGGGGUAUAUUCUUUUGGGUUACGCAACUGUAUUGGAAAGCAAAGUAGACUAUGCUUUCCUGUACAGUGUAAGGGCUCAUUCAGACGGCCGUAUGCUGUCCGCAAAAAUGCGGAUCCGUUUUUUUGCUGAUUAGAUGCUGUCCUAUUCACUUCUGGGGCCCUUUUAUUCCAUUGCACGGCUCAGCAAAAAAAUUAAACAUGUCCUAUACUUGUCCCUGAAAAUCAGGACACGGCCCUAUUGAAGUCUAUGGAUCAGCAAAAAAACUGAAUGCAAUCAGUUUUUUUGUCGACAUGCUGAACUUUCCACAAAAAAACGGAUCCGCAUUUUUGCGGACAGCAUACAGCCGUCUGAAUGAGCCCUUAAAAAGGUUACUGACACAUACCGGCCCAACAACCCAGGAUGAGAUGUGACCUACCUGUGGGAUGAUUAGGUUUGGAAUGUUUAGAGACCAAAGAGUAAGACAUUAGGAAGAUUGGUGCUAAUGGAAGACGAUCUGGUUGCUUUGGGGUCUAUUGGUAUUUAGAUAUUGAACUGUGCUAUUGCAAGUGAUAAAAUAGUUUUUAAAGAUUUGUAUGAAGCAUCCUACAGAAUAGAUCACAGGUUUUCAUCAGCAGAAAAAUAAUAGACCAUAUCAAUUAUCCUUUGAUCUGUUUAUGCCUGAUAUACCUACUUUCAUAUUGUAAAUUUGGCACAUGCUUAUCUGCUACAUUAUUGUCUACUUUUUUUUAAGUUUGUCAGAUUUUCGAAAACAUGUUGUGUAGCACUGUACACAGAUUGUAUUACAGUCCCUGUCACCAAUGGGGGCUGUCAAUCAAAUUCCCUAUCUCACACACUAAUGCCAAUUUCUAGGAAGCCAAUUAACUUGCCAGAACGGUAUGUUUUUGGAAUGCUGGAGGAAAUACACUCUCACACGGGAAGAUCAUACAAACUCCACACAGAUUGUGGUCAUUGGCUGCAGGACAAUGGUGCUAACCACCAGAACAAGCACUAGUUCAAUGUUUGUAAAUGAUGAUGUACAGGAUGUAUAGGUUGGUGCUAUAAAGACAAUGGCAAAUAAGUAAAUUAUUACUCUUUUAAAGACUAUGGAUUGUGGCAGUUUUUUAUAUUUGCAAUUUACUCAUUUUGGGCAAAAAAUCUUUUUUUUUCCAUUGGUUUUAUUCAAAAUUUUCAACAAUUUUUUUUUCUAGCUUUUAGUUUCGGUGCAUUUUCAGACCAGCAGGCUCUCUGUUUAGCUCAUUCACACGACUGUAUGAUUGAGUCCACAUCUGUUCCUCAAUUUCCAAAUGGGUGCAGACCCAUUCAUUUCAAUGGGGCCGCAAAAGAUGCGGACAGCAUUUGUUGUUCUGUUCCGCGGCCCUGCAAAAAAUAUAGAGCAUGUCCUAUUCCGCAAAACAUGGGGCGGUAGUGUGAAUGUGCCCUUACGCUGAAUCUGUCAGAGAACAGCUGUGUUGGCUGGAUAUGUAGCCCUUAUAGCCGACAGCUCAUAAACUUUCACUGAAGGUAAAUUUUUAUCAAACUGAUAAGGAUGUAGCUGUAAUUAGUAUUUUUUGCAGUUUACUGAUUUU